AUAUUGACACCAAAAAUUGUUCAAUUUGCCGUAAUACCGACGGAAUUCGCUGUGCGAAAUAUCACGAAUAGAACUGGGUCUAUCUUUGUAAUGUUUCCUAUUUUUUCCCUCGCGUAGCAGAACUGCGAUCCAAGUCCUUAUUCAAGUUAUUACUAAAAAUAUACCAGGCCCAGGGUGCACUGCGGGUACGGCAUCUGUGCUGGUGAUAGCUAGGUAUGCAGCGACACAACAACGUCAAUGCGCCCCAGAAGGACAAGUAUUGUCCUCCCAGUCGUCAAAUAAUGACAUACCGAGAACAAGAGGCAAACAAAGCGAGAAAUGAAGAGCACAGCUUUCGCACUCGCAUACAAGAAAGUAUUGUUCUUAUUACGUAAAUUUCGAUCUGAGGUGCCCUCACGCAGGCCUCUUCUCCUUUCCAGUCUCUCCACCUCUGUCCAUGGCCCGGCUCUCCAAUUCUCUGCUCUUUUUUCUUUUCCUAUGCUGGCCGCACCUCACCCUCGCAUUGGACAUCCGCCAAACACUCACCCGACUCGCGUUCUGGCGACGUUCAUCAUCAAGAAAUGUUCCGGCUGCGGGAUAUGUGAACCCCAAUGACAAUGGAGGAUCGAUGUUGACGAAAGUCCUAGCGACGACAUACCCAGAAGGCCAGGGAGAGCCUGUCAAUGCUAUAAUAUCAGGAAAUUCAAACUCGGAAGUGCUCGUCGACCAGGAGACUUCAGGGGGUCUCAGGAAUUAUUUCUUAUCAUUAUCCUUUUCCAGCGAAUGCCUAGGACAGCAUUCGGGAAGCGACCAACAGGUGGAUUUGGGAGACGGGAAUGGCUAUCUAAACGAGACGGCUGUGAUUCGGUACAAUUAUGGAGACCCCUCGCUUGGUGCUUGCACAGAGACGAUUAAAGGCGGAAACCACUUUCGGUACUGGGUGCAGAAUGGGAAAAAUGCGAAUACCGGCGCUGUCUUCAUGGCGGUAUCAUACGAAAAGCCAAUAGCUGACGACCACGACAUUGUACUGAAUGGCUACAACCUGGCUCGCGACUACAUCGUUGGUAACAUAACCGGGUCCGUGAUACCAACCCUGAACCUUACAAAUUCGUCUACCUACUCUGGAAAUACGUCUUAUGGUGGCUAUACCUACAAGACAGACGUCUCGUACGUUUCGGGACUGCUAGAGAACACCAGCAUUGGUAUCAACCACAACUGGUCGGUGUACAUAAAUGGCGUGACCAAUGCCGUGGAUGGCCUUGUGGCUGUUCUGGACGUGUCAAUAUUAGAACAGCCUGAGGCACAAGCACGACCAGAAACAUGGCUACUCCUACUGACCGUCUCCUUCAUCUCCUCUUUCUGUCUAUGACAACUCUCUUGUCUUUCGCUGGCUGGCCCGAGAAAGCUCUCGACCUUUACGUAUCUUUAUGACCAAUCACUCCGCCUCUCCCCUCACACCCAUGCCACAGAUAUAGACAAUUGGGGAUCUCACUGCGAAAAAUAUGGACGCUGCGUACAUGUUAUAACCACACCAAACCACACCAUUGCACCUUAUAUUUACCAACACUUACUUAGUCUCAGGGAGAGAGAUUUAAUGUUCAUACCC
Desarmillaria tabescens is the source of this 1585-nucleotide messenger RNA. RefSeq lists its product as uncharacterized. The transcript has 8 exons. The record is from RefSeq and is a predicted model, not a curated record. Bases 437 to 1348 code for a protein of 303 amino acids. Lineage: Eukaryota; Fungi; Basidiomycota; Agaricomycetes; Agaricales; Physalacriaceae.